Molecule: messenger RNA, 1005 nt
Organism: Necator americanus (New World hookworm)
Lineage: Eukaryota; Metazoa; Nematoda; Chromadorea; Rhabditida; Ancylostomatidae
Exons: 1
Coding region: 1-1005 (334 amino acids)
Source: RefSeq, a predicted model, not a curated record
AUGCUGCGUAUAGCAUACGAUGCCUCAGCACAUUAUAAGAAUUCACCAUCACUCAAUGAUGUCCUACAUAGAGAUCCCGUGAUACUUCCGCAAUUGUUCAGAGUCCUUCUCCGCUUCCGAAUAGGGCAAAUAGCUCUCAUUUUAGACGUAGAAAAAGCAUUUUUACAAGUACGGCUACAUGAGCAGGACCGUGACGCAACAAGAUGCUUAUGGCUCCGCAACUGCAAGUUACCCCCAACUACAAAGAAUAUACAAGUUCUCAGAUUUACAAGAGUAACGUUCGGACUCAUUACAUCACCCUUUCUGCUAGCGGCUACCACACACUUCCACCUAGAUCAGUAUAAGGAAGACCACGCAUUAGUAGAGGAAAUGAAGAGCAAUCUCUACGUCGAUAAUCUCAUAGUGACUGUGGAGACGGAAGAAGACGCUCUGCGGACUUACUUCAAGACCGAGCAGAUGUUCAAGGAACUCAGCAUGAAUCUCCGCGAGUUUAUGUCUAAUGAUACUAGUAUCGUGCACACGAUGGCCGACUCAGACAAGUCUAUGGAAAAGACACCUAAAGUACUUGGAAUUCCGUGGAGGUCGAACGAAGACCUACUUGAAAUAUCUUGCAAGAUAAUGGAACAAGAGCAAGCAACUAAGAGAAUUGUAGCAAGCACAAUAGCCAUGGUAUUUGACCCUAUGGGCUGGAUGUUACCUCUGCUACACAAGUCCAAGGUUUUCCUCAGAACAUUAUGGAGAGACAAGUUCGAUUGGGAUGCAGCGCUACCGCCAGACCGCAAGCUCGAGUGGCAAAGGAUAUGCGAAGGUAUGGACGGCUUCAAGAAGUUAAUCCCAAGGUUUCUUUCCAUGGAACAUCUUCUCUUUGCAAAAGGCAAACUACCAUCGCUCAAACAUGAAGCGACGAUACCCAAAAUGGAGCUAAACGCAAUGACCCUGGCAAUGCGGGUAACCAAUGCGGUACUAACACAACUUCAAUCGGUAAUGAAGUUUAUAUUUUAUUGA